UGCGGCACUCGGAGUUGUUUCUUGCUGCCCCGCAAUUCUCCCGUUCCACGAAGCGCUGCACGGAAAGCGGAGGAUUUAAUUGACACACAGAAGGGCCGGGAAACGUACAGAGUACCGAUUACCUGAACGACAGACACGUUCAGUAUACAAACCGACGGCAGGGCCGCUUGAAUCGUCGUCAUCAGAACCAUGGACCUCCCCGCCCGCCGCCCACGGCCGGCUGUACACGCAUUUUCGUUUCGCUACCUGCUCGUCGUCCCGGUUCUGUUAAGCAUCUUGACCGGCUAUGUCCUCUUCAUCCACAGCGAUACCAACAUCUACAUGCUGUACUCGCAGUGUCAUGCCCGCUCUCGCAUCCCAUGGCUCUCUGACAUUCCACUCCUGGGAAGCCCGGCCUGCUUCCUGGUCAGCUUCUUCCAGGAAGCCAUCGCAUCCGCCCGCGCCUUCGGGCUCAUGGCUGUCAUCCUCUCCUUCUUCGCCAGUCUGCUCACGGUGAGCACCAUCGAGGCGGCCCGCAUCUGCAACUCGCCCAGCAUGUUGAUUGCCUACCCGACGGGCGCCUGGCUCGUGUUCAACCUGAUCGGAGGCGCCAUCGUGUGGGAGCUGGUCAUCAUCCCGGCCUUCGUCCAUCGCAGCCGUGAGAUCAUUGCCGCGCGGAAACAGGGCGGCCCCCAGCAGCUGUCUGGACUGGCCGAUCCUACUUUUGGCGAGACGAUGCGGCACCUGGCUAGGGUGGCCGAGACGUUGGCGAUCCCCGUGGCAGUGGCCAUUGGCUACGUCGUGCCGUCGCUGCUGAUGCUGGUGCUGGAUGCCCCCAUGGCAGUGCUGGCCUGGCUGUUCUUUCCGGUCUGGGUCUCGCUUGUGCGACAAACUGUCCGCAGGGUUGUCCUUUGGUUACGGGAAGAGUGGAACGUCAGCUUGCAUCUCGAAUCGAACAGGCCCGCGCUGCUGGCCGUGUACUUCCUACCCAUCGCGUGCUCGGUUUUAGCGCAUGCGCACUUUAUCUGGACCAUGACACAGCCAGAUGAUCGCAAGGAGAUGACACGCGCCACGCUCAAGUUUAUCACCAUCGAUGCCUUUUUCGUCGGGCUGACUGUUCUGUACUGGGUCUUCAUAGAGGCUGGCUGGAAGGUGGCCCUGGUGAUGGUGGGAGGUUCUGUUCUGUUGGGCCCUGGCGCCGGCGUCUGUAUCGGUUGGAUCUACAGGGAGCAGAUGGUUGACCUGGACAGGAGCGUGACGGUUGUGGUUGUUGGAGCUCAGAGGGACAACGGUGGCGCAUCUCCUUCGGAGCAGACCCCGCUGCUGCGGUGACUGGAGCUACCUAUCAGCUCUCGAUUGCAUUAUGGAGUGGGUAGGACAGGGUGGAUGAUGAUGAGUCAACCAUUCGAUUCUGUGGUAUGUACAGUAUAAUGUCUAGGUGCUGUAAUAUGAAGCGAGACACGAUCAGAUCCUAUGUAGUACUCCACAACGCCCCAACAACUGAGAUACACAUUGCCUUCUGCACCCCUAUUGUUUUUAUGUUAACUUUACGUUGCCGUCAGACGCUCAAGAAGACUGAGCCCUAACCCUGAUUAGAUGUUCA
Messenger RNA from Chaetomium strumarium, 1582 nucleotides. RefSeq lists its product as uncharacterized. The transcript has a single exon. Bases 190 to 1311 code for a protein of 373 amino acids. The record is from RefSeq and is a predicted model, not a curated record. Lineage: Eukaryota; Fungi; Ascomycota; Sordariomycetes; Sordariales; Chaetomiaceae.